This is a messenger RNA of Onthophagus taurus, 884 nucleotides long. It is a transcript of the gene MED18, whose product is annotated as Mediator complex subunit 18. Gene Ontology annotation, molecular function: transcription coregulator activity. Gene Ontology annotation, biological process: termination of RNA polymerase II transcription; regulation of transcription by RNA polymerase II. Gene Ontology annotation, cellular component: core mediator complex; mediator complex. Lineage: Eukaryota; Metazoa; Arthropoda; Insecta; Coleoptera; Scarabaeidae. The record is from RefSeq and is a predicted model, not a curated record.
UCUCCCAAAAAUUUGUGAGGUUAUGUUUGUCCAACCUACAAUAACAUCUCAAUUUUCCAAAAAGAACUCAUAAAUACCAUAAAUUCUCUUAAGAUAAGUAAAUCAAACUAAUUUUUAAAAAAAAUUACUCAAAUACAAAAAUGACGAGUGAUUCAGUAAAAGAUAACCUAGCUUCUGCAAUAAACAUCAUUCCAAACCGAGAAUAUCUUCUCCAAGGUUCCGUGGUGGAUCAAUACGUUGAAGUGUUACUUCAUCGUUUACGUGGAUUGUGCGACAAUGUCGAUGAUGGUGCUGAAACUUUCUACGAUCACGAAAUGUGCUUCACGUUGGGUAUGAAUACUCCUGGAACAUCCGCUCUUCCAUUAAGAGUUAGAAGAGCCUUAGACUAUCAAGACGCUCCCUAUCAACUAAGAUACAUUGGCCAACAAGAAUUAGAUAAAAACCGACCUACUAUAGUGAGAUCGAGCAUUGAUGUAGCUUGUAAUUCAGCUAUCGUGGAAUUUUUGCAAGAACUUGGUUGCCGAUUGGAUUUUGAGUACACCGCUCGCGGGUAUAUGUUUCGAAAGGGUCGAAUGAAGAUUACCGUUUCAAAAAUUUGUAAAUGUGGGGCUGGAAAUAAACCGGAAAAUUUAGAAUUGAUUUCGCAGAGUUAUUUGGUUGAGUUAUCCGUUUUAGCUCCACAAGGUUAUGAUGCGAUAGCUGAAGAUAUGAGGUUGUUUGCUGAACAAUUAAAACCUCUUGUUCACUUGGAAAAGAUUGAUUAUAAACGAUUAUGAUAUGAAAAUUAUUAAAUAAGGUUAAAUCGAUUUGCAUGAUUUUUAGGUUAGGUAAGCACUUUAUUUGUAUUUUAAGUAUUUUUUAUUUAAAUAAAAAUAAUUAUUUUA